This is a messenger RNA of Drosophila rhopaloa, 2605 nucleotides long. RefSeq lists its product as uncharacterized. Bases 122 to 2605 code for a protein of 827 amino acids. Gene Ontology annotation, molecular function: metal ion binding. The transcript is spliced from 5 exons. The record is from RefSeq and is a predicted model, not a curated record. Lineage: Eukaryota; Metazoa; Arthropoda; Insecta; Diptera; Drosophilidae.
AAGAUUUGCCAGUUUAUUAUUAAAUUUUGUGUGCGAUCGGUUGAUAUACCAGAUAAGUGAAGACGUACUCAAUAUAAGGAAUACCAAAAUAAGAAUUGGAAGAAAUAUAUUUGAGGUAACGAUGUCAGAGCCAAAUGAAAACGAUAAGAUGCUGCCACCCAUCACAGAAUCGGAGAGCACGUGUCUUGACCUUGGACAGACAGAAUUGGACGACCUAAAAGAUGCUAUAAAUGUUUCAUCAACAAAUAUUUCAACUGAAGAAUGUACAUCAUCUAAAGAAGAAGCAAACAACAGUUUUUUAUACAAACCGUUCGAUUAUACUCUGCAUGGCUUGACGGACUUCGAAGAUCAAACCAUUUAUUCUGUGACAAAAGAAAGUUUGGAAGGGACGGAUUGUGCUCUCUCUUUUGAUAAACAAAAGGAUACUACUGAAGUCUUAACAAAAAACAGGACGAUUACAACGGUUAAUGCUAAGUCGCUUCGCAAUGAAGAAUCUGUCAAACGAUUCGGCUCUUUCCAAUUAGAAAAUCAUGAUGCCACUCUAGAUCAAGAAGCUGAUCUUAAUGAUAUAUUUUGUUCCACAAUGAUUAACCCAGAGGAAAUAGAUUCCAUGUUUGCAGUAGAUGAGACUGAAAUAAGUAAUCGGGGUACCCUAAAAACAACUGAUUCUCAUAAAGAAAUGUAUUAUCAAAAAAAUAUGGAUAAUCCUAUACAGAACCAUAAAGAAUUUAAGAAAAGCAAUGCUAAGAGAAAGUGUAGCAAAACUAAUUCGGACAACGAUUUGGAAAAUAUUGAUACCGUCCCACGCAAUUCGCUAAAACUAGCGGACAAUGGUUUGCCAGUCCCUCAUCAAAAUGGUGUUGAACAUCUCAGAAAUAAAUUUGAAGAAUUUGAGAAAACCGUUGAAAAAGAACCAAAUAUUGACACAUUGCUGAAAAACAAGAUAGGUAAAUUCAAUGAGUCUGGUCAGCUAUCUAAAGAGACUGAUUUGGAAGUUAAAAAUAAUCUGGAUCAAUCUGCUGACAAGGAUACUGAUUUGAAAGUUUUAAAAGAGGCCAGCGACAAUUUAAUCUUUCAACAGUUAGAUAUCGAAAGACCCAAGAAAAAUAUAAAUGAACUUAAGAAAACGACCUUUUUGGAAAGUCCGCAAGAACAGAUUCCAAUUGGACAGAGAGCCAUCGAUUUGGAAGAUGGCGAAGUAACUGGUGAAGAUAAUGAUUUUCAAAAAAUUGAGGGCAGCCAAAUCUCAAUAAGCCAUCAGAAGAUGAAACCCAAAGACAAAGACACAUUGUCCAACAACGAAAUGUGCAAGCUAUUAGAGUCUGGAGAGUUAUCCGAAGAUAACACUUCGGGAGCGGAGCAUGAUGAGUCGGCGGAUCUGGAAGACGGCGAAGUAUCUGGCGAAGAUGACAAUGUCCCAACAGAUGUAUCAAAAAAAGAGGUCAACGGUAUGCCAAUCUGUCGUUUUCACAUUCGCAACGCCUGCUCUUGGGGUAACAACUGUCGAUUCCGCCAUCCGGAGCCGAACAAUAAGGGCAACUAUGUGAUGUUUGAAAAGAAGUUUCUGCCAGUAGCUCCCGCGUUGAUUCCACGAGGAUGGCCUGCUUUUAUGACACCCUGUGCGGACACCCAUCAACUAAAUCAGGCCGAGAAAAUGGUAAGACGGCCUCGGAGCCCGGCUGCAUCAGCAUUGGGCUUAAACGACAUGGACACCGAUCCCUACUACUCAAAGGAUCAGCCGGAGGUGCAGGAGCGACUUCCUCUGCUGCCCACGCCGACAUUCAUUGAGCUUUUGAUGAUGCAGAAGAACUAUCAGCAAUCGGUAGCGCUGAAACGGUCAGUUCGCAACACUGCGAUGCCCUCGAAGCCAAGACCGAUAGCGUGGGAAAGUCGACUGAGCAGCAGUUCAACGUCCACCUUGCAAGAGUCGCCAUCGAGUAGCAGCUCUCCUGAGGGAUCACCACCCCGAUGUGCUAGACAUAACCGAUCAACUAUCCGCACAACAACGACGGCUUCAUCGUCACAUUUGCACUCCCUCAAACGCCAGCGCUCGCCGAGUCCUCCUAGGUUCUCUAUUCGUGGACCCCGCACUCCAUCUCGCAGCCCGCAUACGCGUUCCAGUGUCAGCACUCGUCCUGAACCGAAGCGACAACGUCCUGAUAGCAGUGACUCCUCCGAGUCAUCCAGCUAUGAAUCCACUACCGAAAGCUCCGACGAUGCAUCAUCUUCCUCAGAUUCCGAUACCAGAGGCACGAGCUCUAGGCGAACGGGGAAAAAAAACAAAACGUCAUCGAGAGCAAAAAAAUUAAAAAGAUACUCUUCGCACACACAAGCAUCUUCGUCGAAGUAUCCAAAAAAACAUAUCUCAAAACGACGAUCACCACAAACUUCUUCAGAAUCUUCUACAAAAACUCCUGCAAGAAAUCCUCCAAAACUUAUUCCCCUUGCACCAAAAAAAGGACAUAGCGCUGAGGACAAUUCUUACAGUGCCAAAAAGAAACAGUCUCGACAGAAAUAUUUACUUUUGCAACUUUUACGCGUCGAGGAGCAGAUCGCAAAAAAAAAGCAGCAGCGAUUGAAAGCUCUGAAGAGAUCAACAAAUUAA